GACGGACACAAAGGAGAGGAGCGGCCGGCCGCGGACGCGAGCCGUGGGCCGGGUGGCCUUAUCACCGUUGGCCACAGUCGCUUCGCGCGUCUCGCUGAGUGCACGUCUCUGCGCGCGACCUUUCUCCGCGAACUCAGCCGCUCGACACUUAGUGACUUGUGAUCGACGGAUCAGUGAAACCCGAACUGAAACUUGUGUGUGCACGUGCCGCGCAUUGCGCACCCGUUAUAUCUAUAUUUUUAUUGGACGGAGUUCCCCAUUCACGGGAUUUAUAAUAUCACAACGGCUGGCCUGUCAAAUAUUGUAAACAGCGCACACGUGCCACCGGCUCACAAAGUGCGGGGCGCGAAAAUGGCGACCAAGGGCAAGCGGCCGAUGCGAGCCCUCACACCCGGUGAUAAGAUAGAGGCUAUUCAGCGCGUUAACGAUGGAGAAUCCAAGGCCUCUGUUGCUCGGGAUAUAGGCGUCCCAGAGUCCACGCUGCGUGGUUGGUGUAAGAACGAAGACAAGCUACGCUACAUGACAUCACGACUGUCCUCACCUGACACCGAUAAGAGUAACGAUGGUGAGCCGCAAGACAAACGCGCCCGCACCGAAUCACCAGUCGCGCCAUCAUCACCGGUUACAGCUGGUCUCGAUCUCACCACACCAACCACAACUGCGCAUUCUACACAACAUACCACAACUGCUGUUGAUGCUCCUGUUGAACUCACCACCAAGCGUUCUGAACCUUCACCGGUACCACAUCUGCCGCGUGACCGUCGACCAGACCCAGGCGCCAGCGUCUCGAUGAGCGCUAUCAGCCCACUAUCUGGCCUGGCUCAUUUACCCGGACUCGCACAUUCCCAUCUCGGUCUGAGCUUUAAUGAAAUUGCAACCAACUUAACACUCCUCGCUCAACUUAAUCCGGGUCUUUCCGCCUUGACUGCCCAACCGGCUAGUCGAGCACUGCGCUCCAUACGAUCACCUAAGCCUGCACACAACGGAGUUCUGAGUUUGAACGAGAGCAAACAUCGCAGCAAACCACAUCACCAUUCUGACCCGUAUCGAUCGAGUGGAUCAAAAUCUAGUCACCACAGUACAACAUCCACAACCGCAAAUCAACCAGCAGAUGAUUCACUGUGGUAUUGGUUAAAGUCACAACAAGCAAUGCUAGAUUUAACGGCACAAACAUCUCAGUGUCAUCAAUACCAAUUAGGAAAAGUCGAUCCAACUACUGCUCCGAAACCUGUCGCCCCAGCUCCACCGGUUACCUCGCACGUUGACUAUAAUCGAAAUUCUUGGCUAUGGCAAUAUUACAAACAAUUCGGCGGUGCUAUGGCAUUGCCGGAAGACAAACACAAAUCGGCAUCCCAAGUGCCAAAAGAUAAAAAUGCAGAAAAUAUUCUUUAUUCACAUUUAACUAAAGGGAAAGAUGAAGAGCAUGGCGCUAUGAUAAACCCAGUCCAAUCUCAAGUAAAUAACGAAAAUGCCAGGGACACGAGUCACAAAGAGCCGCGUGUGGCUGAGCCGGCUGCUAGCCCCGAGAUUAGUACUGAGAACAAGGGGCCACUAUCAGAGAAGAAUCACGAAUCAGGCAAAAAUCAGACUAAAGCUCGCACAGUGCUCGAUAAUCUGUUGUUUAAUAAUACCAAUCAUAAUGCAAGUAAGGAAUCAAAAAGUGUAGACUUGCCGAACGGAGAAUGGGAUGCGGGCACGGCAGAGGCGUUGGAACAUGGUGACAAAUUCCUGGCUUGGCUAGAGGCUAGCGGCGACCCGAGUGUGACGCGCAUGCACUUGCACCAGCUGCGGGCACUUCUACAGAACUUACGAGCAAGGCGCUCCUCUGCCGCGGUGCCCGCCGAGCCCUCUGACCAUGCUGCCCGUCGCAAAUGAACUGCCAAGGACGCUCCGCGCUCGCUACAGGGAAUAUUUCAAUUAUGUAUAUAGUUACGUCGUCGCCAGUAAGCGUUCACUUGUGAUAUGUGUAGCCAAAUUUGCGUAAUUUCUUUGUUCUAAAAAGAAAGCUAUGCAUUAUUUUUCUUUAGCCCUAAGACUUAACUAGAUGUAACUGUGAGAUCCGACGCACCCUCCAUGGGUCCGUCUAGGUGUGCGUCAGCUAACAAACUUGAUAGCUAGUAUUAACGCUGUAAAAAUGAAUGUUAAUUGCAAUCAAUAUUACUUUCUUGAUGCACACAACUGUUACGUGGUUAGAUUAAGUAGUUCGUUCAGCUGUAUGUUGCCAUUUGACUAUUACAUUCCUAGUUGUACCCUUACUAUAGUUUAUAGUUGGAUCCCCUAUGUUCUACCUCAUGUCAAAACUAAUACUAAGUCAAGGCGUCCUUUCAACACAAUGAGAGCGGUGCGCCUACACUGCACGGUUGCUGACCAGAGCUGGCGGCGAUUAUCAACGAUACCAAAUAUUGAAAGGAUGCACUCGUAUUGUGCCAAUCGUACGAACAAGGUAAUAUUUUUAAGAUAUAGAUGACUCUAUUGCGUUAGCGCUAGGCAUUCGUUGUGUAAUUGUUUUAUAUUGCUCAGUAUUUUAUAUGGUAGACAUUUCUAUGUCUCGACUCGGAUUUGUAUUAUAUGUUAAAGUUAACAGUUAAGAACACUGUGAUCGAAAUUAUAAAUUAUUGAGAGAUUAUUAAUACUGUAAGUUACAUUCCUAAUUAAUAGAGUGUAUUAUGAUAAUGUUAUCGGAGAUGUCCAAUGUAUAGGUGCGUUGUAAUAACAGCGUAGCGCAACCACCUUAUAUAAUUAAAAAUAGCUGAAAGUUCAAAAAUUGUAUCUCUUCUCUACUGAAGAUAGAAUUUAUUAAUUUGCAUUUCAUGUUAAUUAUAUUAGAUCUACUUGAAAUUAUUCGAGAGAUGAUAUUUUGUACAAAAUUAAAAAUUUGAUUAUGAAAUGAUUCUCUUAUCACAGAGUUUGUGAUCUCCAAAAUGUUGAUUAAAUUGAAUUGAAUCUAUAAUGGAAAA
This is a messenger RNA of Galleria mellonella (greater wax moth), 2957 nucleotides long. Its product is annotated as protein distal antenna-like. The record is from RefSeq and is a predicted model, not a curated record. The transcript is spliced from 2 exons. The coding region runs from base 352 to 1875 and encodes 507 amino acids. NCBI's taxonomy places the organism in Eukaryota, Metazoa, Arthropoda, Insecta, Lepidoptera, Pyralidae. Gene Ontology annotation, molecular function: DNA binding.